AGACUCAGAGACAAUAUAAAUGGCGUCUGACGAAAAUAUAGACUGGGGUACCUGUGAAAAAGAGAAGAUUUGUCAGAAGGUCGAGACUUUAUUAAAGAAUGUACACUCUGGGCUCCCUGAUCCACUGACGGACGCUGCGAAAUGCUGCCUGGUUAAAGGAGACUAUCUGUACUUCCAUUACGGCUGUGAUGGACAGGAUGACAGAGGCUGGGGCUGUGGAUACCGAACCAUUCAAACCAUGGCUUCGUGGAUUUACCUGAACAGGUCCACAGUUCAAAACCAGACCAGAAUUGCUCCAAGCCUCCCACAGAUCCAGCAAGCCUUGGUGACAAUGGGGGACAAGCCAGGCUCCUUCUCAGGCUCCAGGGAGUGGAUAGGGACAUUUGAAGCCUCCCUGGUGCUGGACUACUUCUGCGAUGUUCCCUGUAAGGUGGUGCAUGUUAGAGGUGGAGGAGCAGAGCUGGAGCAGGUUGCAGUGGAGGAGCUCCACCAACAUUUUGAAAAGCACGGUUCUCCUAUCAUGAUGGGAGGAGACAGGGACAAUUCCUCUAAGGGUAUAUUAGGAGUUUGUACUGGGGACAAAGGGAGCUAUUUGCUUGUUGUUGAUCCUCACUACUAUGGGAGACAACUGGAGAAGACAGAGCUGCAGAAGAGAGGGUGGGUGGCUUGGAAACGAGUCUCAUCUCUGGAUCAGUCCUCGUUUUAUAACCUCUGUUUGCCUCAGACUGCUGCGAAGGGAAUAUAAGACCUCAAGUGCAAAUAAACUGAUAUUGUUCCAAUGGGCAGAAUGUUGUAACAUGAGUGCCAUCUAGUGGUUGAAGUGUGAAAGUGUCUGAUAAGUUUGUACCAAUAAAUUCCUCACACACCCA
Messenger RNA from Poecilia latipinna (sailfin molly), 869 nucleotides. RefSeq names its product UFM1-specific peptidase 1 (gene ufsp1). The transcript has a single exon. The coding region runs from base 20 to 745 and encodes 241 amino acids. Gene Ontology annotation, molecular function: deUFMylase activity. The record is from RefSeq and is a predicted model, not a curated record. Lineage: Eukaryota; Metazoa; Chordata; Actinopteri; Cyprinodontiformes; Poeciliidae.